AUGGGUCGACACAAACGCAUUCCAACCAAAAAUCGGAAGAAGUUGAAGUCCGUAGAUCCAUUCAAUAAGAAUGGAGCAUCGUUACGAGCCUUAGCGUUAAGCACUGUGAAUUGGGAGCCGAAUGAUGAAGACCAGCCGAUGUCGAGGUGCUUAAGAGAAUUACAGGAAAGCAAAAAGGAAACAAUUACCGACAAGAAGGAUGUGAAAAGGCGGAAACAACGGAAAAACAAAGUUCUCGCGGAGGCAGAAAAAGCGGGUAUUCGAAAGGGUCGCUUCGAGACAGUGGAGCAUUUCGUGAGACGUGUUGAGCGUAUGACUUUUGCAGCUGUGAAAGAACAUGAAACAUUGAUAAAGCAAGGUUUGGUUGGAAGAAAGGAAUCAGAAAUUGAAGCUGAUUUCAAACUGCUCGAAGAAAAAGAGAAGGCGCAAAGAGAACAGAAGAGGAAUGAAAUUCAGAACAAAAUCAAAGCUGCUCGUAAAAUACGAAAUCAAACAGCAAAAAUCAAAGAGGAAACACUGAAAACCAAAGAGAGAAUGAAAUCUAAGAGAAAUGCUGAGGAGAAAGCAGAAGAUGAAGCUGGUAUAGAAGAAAUGCAAGAAAACGACAAUGUGAUGGACGGGGCACAAUCGUGUAGUGCUACGAUUGAUGGUAGCAACUUACAGUCGACGACAAAGAGGAGAAAACUAUGUGGUUCCGAUUGGACUCGAAAGAUGAAGUUAGCCAGAACGCUACCUCGACAAGAAGUCGCGCUCAAUCAACGAGAGGUCAUACGAUUUGGUGAACGCUAUGAUGCGCCCCCCAUAUUCCAAGGAAUGAUGAAGAAAGAGAUGGAUCCACUUAUGGCUAAGGCUGGCAGCAGGAAUCUGUUGCUGUGUAGCCUUCUGCAGAAGCAAAACGUUAAGGAAACCAAGUAUCUAGAGGAAGAAAAAAGACGAGAACAGGAAGAGAUCGAUCGACAACGAGUGAUUGAAGCAUAUAGAGAACUGAAGCGAAAGAAAGGGCGUGCAGUGUCCUCAGAUUCUUAG
Messenger RNA from Necator americanus (New World hookworm), 1026 nucleotides. RefSeq lists its product as uncharacterized. The record is from RefSeq and is a predicted model, not a curated record. NCBI's taxonomy places the organism in Eukaryota, Metazoa, Nematoda, Chromadorea, Rhabditida, Ancylostomatidae. The coding region runs from base 1 to 1026 and encodes 341 amino acids. Gene Ontology annotation, cellular component: nucleus. The transcript has 9 exons.